CGCGGCAGAGUGACCGAAUCGGACUAGCGGAGCCGGCCGGACCGCCGGAGGCGUUGAAAAAGCGACCCGCCGAGGAGCGCAGCGAGACGGCGUUAUCGUUAUAUAGGACUAGCACACGCUUUCCCCGCUUCGCCAUCCUCACCACCCCCGUGCGCCGCCCUACCACUCGGCACUACCCACUGCACAGUAGCAGCAGUACAGAGCAGAGCAUAGGCGAGAGAGAGCGCGCGCAGGGGGGGAGGAGGAAGAGAGGGGAGGAUGGCGGCUGUGGUGGCGGCGGUGGAGGCGGGGGUGGUGGCGGUGGCCAGCGGUCGGGGCUGCAGCUCCCGCCUGGUGCGGGGCCUCUAUUGGCGCCUGCGCGCGGUGCUGCGGCGGCUGCGGUCGGAGCGGGCCAGGCACGCCCGCGCCCGCUUCAGCUUCCACUACGACGCGCUCAGCUACGCCCUCAACUUCGACGACGGCCGCGCCGCCGCCGCCGACCUCGUCCUCGUCGCCUCCAGCGACGCGCUGCUCCGGUGAUCGAUUCCGCUGGGAACUGGUGGGUCUCAUGCCCCGUCCGGAAGUUAGGACGCGGCUGCUUCUCCUGCGGUUUUGCUUUUUGCUAGAGGAUUGGGAUUGUGUAAUGGAAGAUGGUAGGGUGGUGUGGCCUUGCGUUCUAAACUUCUAGGAGAUGCUGCGCCUUUCGGUGAUUUGAACUGCUCCCGCGAUGCGGUGCGUUCUUCCUAGUACCUUCCAAGUUCAAAGGCCAUGAUUUGCAGGAAGGAACACAUGCGUUUUCGCGGUCUUGGUGAUUCUUUGCUCGAUC
This is a messenger RNA of Setaria italica (foxtail millet), 805 nucleotides long. RefSeq lists its product as uncharacterized. The transcript has a single exon. NCBI's taxonomy places the organism in Eukaryota, Viridiplantae, Streptophyta, Magnoliopsida, Poales, Poaceae. The coding region runs from base 259 to 519 and encodes 86 amino acids. The record is from RefSeq and is a predicted model, not a curated record.